AUGGACCUCACCUGUAGCCACAGACCACACCUGCAGCCCUUAGCCUUGUACCCACAGACCUCACCUGCAGCUGCAGCCCUGUACCCACAGACCCUACCUGCACCCACAGACCUCACCUGUACCCAUGGACCCCACCUGCACCCACAGACCUCACCUGCACCCACAGACCCCACCCACACCCACAGACCUCACCCGCACCCACAGACCCACCUACAGACCUCACCUGCACCCACAGACCCCACCUGUACCCACAGACCCAACCUACACCCACAGACCCCACCUGCACCCACAGACCUCACCUGCACCCACAGACCUCACCUGCACCCACAGGCCUCACCUGCACCCACAGACCCCCACCUGCACCCACAGACCCCCACCUACACCCACAGACCCCACCUCUACCCACAGACCUCACCUGCACCCACAGACACCACCUGCACCCACAGACCCCACCUGCACCCACAGACCUCACCUGCACCCACAGGCCUCACCUGCACCCACAGACCCUACCUGCACCCACAGACCUCACCCGCACCCACAGACCCACCUACAGACCUCACCUGCACCCACAGACCCCACCUGCACCCACAGACCCCCACCUACACCCACAGACCCCACCUGUACCCACAGACCCCACCUGCAUCCACAGACCCCACCUGCACCCACAGACCUCACCUGCACCCACAGACCUCACCUGCACCGACAGACACCACCUGCACCCACAGACACCACCUGCACCCACAGACCCCACCUGCACCCACCGACCCCAACUGCACCCACCGACCCCAACUGCACCCUCUGCUCUCUCUGCUAUGA
Mus caroli (Ryukyu mouse) is the source of this 816-nucleotide messenger RNA. NCBI's taxonomy places the organism in Eukaryota, Metazoa, Chordata, Mammalia, Rodentia, Muridae. The record is from RefSeq and is a predicted model, not a curated record.